CUCUCCUCCAAUCGUGACAGCGCACAAAUCAGGAGUCGAAACUCUCGGGACGGUGGGAAUGAUAGAUGCUAAUAGUUUUUUGUAGCCCACUGAGCCGUGCGAGCCCCUCUCAGGCGUACCCUGACGACAGCGUCGAGUGGCAUUAUAGUUCGAGAGCCUGCGGACCAGGAUAUUUCCAAACUCCCGGGCCCAGACGGACUAACUCACCAGGUUGCUCUAGCACCGCCUCAUACGAACGUGGCCAAGCAGCCUGACGAAUUUAGGAGCUGAGCAGCAUUACCCAGGUAGCCUGCCAGUUGUCGUCU
Molecule: messenger RNA, 305 nt
Organism: Aspergillus welwitschiae
Lineage: Eukaryota; Fungi; Ascomycota; Eurotiomycetes; Eurotiales; Aspergillaceae
Exons: 1
Coding region: 66-254 (62 amino acids)
Source: RefSeq, a predicted model, not a curated record